GCCGAAAUGAAUGGUGGCCGAUAUGAUAGGGUGCCAAAUUGGCAUUAGGCCAUUAGUCUGGGUAGUUUUGCUGUCGCGCUCGUUGAGACUGGUACGGUACAGAGUAGGAGUGUUACGGUUCGCCGAAAUAUACUGUGGCAACGACUUCUAUCGUCAGCGAUGUUUGCACGAACCAACCAAAUCAACGUUGUGGGUGACGAGGACGUCUUGCUGUACGGGCGCGUGGUGGACGUGGCGGAGAAUGGGCUGUACAUCGAUCUACUUUGUCCCCUUCUGCGCCGCGAACUCAUCCCCUUCCACUGCGUCUUCCGAUCUGAGCGCUGCCUGCCCGCGGAGUUCUAUUGGGCUUGUAAUCCUCCACAGGAGAUGAGCCUCACGGUGGAAGUACUGCGCCGCGAAUAUCCCGGUGGCGCGUGGCGCUGGUGGCCCGCCGAGAUGCUGAACCCGACUAGCGCGUCAUUUCCUCGCGAAGACGCCACCCAUAGCGUGGCCAUCGUCCGCGGACGGGAAGACAGCGGCGCCACCUGGACGGAACUCUUCCCCUUGCACCGUCUCCGCUGGCCCGUGCCGAGCUCCUGGUGGGCGGGGCGCCGUGAAAAACAACCUGGAGAGCGGUGUGUGACGCUGCCGCAGGACAUUGCUGCGGGACGUUUUUUCAAGCGCUGUCUGCCGUUGCCAGCCGACUGUGCGGUGGUGAAAGCAGCACAGCUGCGUGCUCUCAUGAAGGAAAUGGACUGGCAACGUGUUCGCUACGGCGAGGUGGUCUGGGUCGAAGUUGUGGAAGGACAGCUGAAGUACAUCAUGGAGCUGGACGGGGGCGAUACAUUGGAGCACUUCGCAGAUACCGUACAGGUGAUUCUUAAGCCAUUCCACGACGCACUGAUCCGACGCCUUCCCGGUAUGUUUUGUGCGAUGACGGCUGCGGUUGGUGAAGCCGGGGCGGAUGAAUGGCGGGCCGUGACGUCGAAUGUGUGGCUGGAAGUGUUCGCCCAUCUGGACACGACGACACAAACCAAGCUGCGCGUGGUGUGCUCGGCGUGGAACGCUCUGCUGGAUGAGCCGAUCUUGACGGCCAACAUCGUCAUCGACGCCAGCGCGGCCCGUUCCAGUGACAAUCCGGAAACUUUCGGCUUCCAUUACGGCCUGACGGCGCCCAUCUGGAAGCGCAUGAACCAGUCCACCAAACACCUGAUAAUCCAUGACGGCGGGGAGCAAUUUUGCAUGCGGGAUUUGUCAGCCGUGGCGGACGUGAUGUGUUACGCCGCGCAGGCCAACCCCGACGUCCACCUGACGGCGCUGUUCAUCGUUGGCGGCCGCAGCGUACUUCCCCAACUAGGCUCGGGUCUGUCGUGGUUCUGGAGGAUGGCUCGCGGUAAGCAGUGUAAGUUGCAUGCUGCGGACGAUCCAAGGAUGUACGAUGCCGAAUAUCUCGCAUUUCUCGCAAUCACGUAUUAUCUGCCCCGCGAUGCACUCCAUCUGGUGAGGAGCACGCUGCCCCGACCGUACUGCCUCCGGUCCCAAACUGACCCGGACCUGCAGCGGGAUGUCCGCCUGGCCCACUUGCGUCUGCCGAUCAGCGAGGAUUGGCCGUCCACGGUGUGGGAGGCGAUUGAGGUGGCGCUGCCGGGGCUCGAGGAUGGCGAGAUGCAGGAACUGGCUGAGUGGCUCACUGUGGCUGAAAUCUAUCGCCGUGGAGGUUGACAAACAGGAUCAUCGUGAGAUGGUCUGCAAAGUAUUGUGCGCGGUGCAGUCCGCCGAUCCGCGGCCGGCAUCGAAUUACUGCGGAAAGCAGUGGUGCAAGGAUGGACUGCAGGAUCUCCGCCUGGAGAGAAGCUGUCCCGUAUGGCGCUGCGCUUCUUGCUGAUCCUGCCGUACUUCCUGCAGAAUGGCCGCGACAAAGCGGUGGUGUCGGAGUCGGCUUAAUCUGGGCGAUUAUCGACUACUCGGUAUUUGUCGAAAUAGUUUUUUUAAAAUUUUCUUGCAACGGCGUGUGAGGAGGAGUGACCUCCCCUUUCACCCGCGCCCUAGCGGCUGUUAGUUUGUUUUUCCGUUCUGGGCCUUCUGGCUGGUGUUCUCCUUUAGCACAU
Molecule: messenger RNA, 2087 nt
Organism: Paramacrobiotus metropolitanus
Lineage: Eukaryota; Metazoa; Tardigrada; Eutardigrada; Parachela; Macrobiotidae
Exons: 4
Coding region: 160-1701 (513 amino acids)
Molecular function (GO): protein binding
Source: RefSeq, a predicted model, not a curated record